Molecule: messenger RNA, 1601 nt
Organism: Dromaius novaehollandiae (emu)
Lineage: Eukaryota; Metazoa; Chordata; Aves; Casuariiformes; Dromaiidae
Product: serine protease inhibitor Kazal-type 5-like
Exons: 13
Coding region: 47-1279 (410 amino acids)
Molecular function (GO): protein binding
Source: RefSeq, a predicted model, not a curated record
AAUGCACUCAUAGAGUCAACACAGGCAAACAACUGCCACCCUCACCAUGAAAAUAGAAGGUGCCUCGAUGGUCCUUGUUCUGGCAUUUUUCUGCUUCUUCUCAGAUGUUGCCAGCCAAGCUUCGAUUAAGAAUGAGUGCCUGAAAAUUUGGUCGCUCCUGCGCAGUGGGAAGUUUUCCUGUCCCAAUGACAACAAGCCCGUCAGUGGCCCCGAUGGCAAAACCGACCUCAACAAAUGUCUGAUGUGCAAACGGCUGCUGGAAAGAUACUUGAAAAACAAAGGGACUGGUGAAGCCAAUAGGAACAUGAACUCUUCAAGAAAGGACGACUGCCGAGAAUUUCGGGAUCUGUUUAAGAAUGGGAAACUUACCUGCACAAGAGAAAAUGACCCUGUCCGGGAUUCCUCUGGGAAGCAACACAGCAAUAAGUGCAUCAUGUGUGCAGAGAAGUUCAAAAAGGAGAAUGAGCAGAAGUCAUCUAAAAACAGACAAGGAAAAGAUAAGGACAACUGCAGGGAGUAUCGCUCCCAGUUUGAGGCCAGUGGAAGGCUGUCCUGCACAAGGGAGAAUGACCCUGUUCGGGAUUCUUCGGGCAAGCGGCACCCCAACAAAUGUCUCAUGUGCGCUGAGAAGUUCAAAAAGGAAGCCCAAAGAGGCCAGUUUGGGGGAACUGCCCAGCGCAACCAAGAGCUCACUUCAGAGAGGAAAACUGAGAAGAGCUGCAGUGGCUCUGGGUCGCAGCAGGGAGCGAGUCAACGGCGUCCCCCCUCGGCAAACAGAGGCCUGCAAGAAGACCUGGCUCAGCGAGGUGGGAGCUGCAACCCUGGACCCGAGCGCAAAGGACAGAGCCGAGACACGGACACCUACCAGCCGCUGGACUGUGAUCGAAUUCUGCAUGGGGUAAAGGGUGGAAGGAUUUUCUGCAGCAAAUCCUCACAACCCGUCUGUGGCACUGAUGGAAAAACAUACAAAAAUGAAUGUGACUUGUGUUCAGCUGCCAUCAGUAAUGGAGUUCAGACUGCCAGCAAAUAUCAGGGAUCAGCUGUGACCAAAGGGCAAGUAACAGAAGAAUUGAUGUUAAGCAUCAAGGGGAAUGGACAAGUCCUCGGUGUUGUCAAAGCUGCCAUUCAUGCCCCCCCUGAGCAGAGGACAGCCUCAGCCUUGCUCAGGUGGCGGGAAGAGGGCUCAGGGGACCCAGCCACUGUUUCCUCAGGUCUAGUUCAUGCGUGCCUGUCUGGACUCAGCUCUGCUCAGGCUCUUUGCCACGUCACUAUGUCUUAGUGUGCUUCUACAAUAAAGAUAACUCAGCAGAACCCUGUCACUGUUCUUCACUAAACCUCCCUGGGGGACCCGCCAGUCCCCGCUCCGUCUUUACACCAAGCAUCCAUUAGACAGUAAAUGCAGAGGCCACUUGGGCACAUCAGCUGCUGUAAAUAUGCAGUGAAGAUGUCAGGCCUGAAGAGGAAGGGCGUUUUAUGAUAAGGGACUGGGGUUGGGUUUUCUCUCUGACUCAUUGUGAGGUCUUGAGUAAAUCACUUCACCUCCCUUCAGCCCUUUUGUCUUUGCCUGUAAAAUGAACAUUAAAAGAUACUUACCUACCUCA